AUGGGCAUGCUCGUCGGUGUCUCGGCCGGUCUCUACGUCGCCCUCAACCUUCUCGGCGCAGGAGGAGGUCGGCCCAACUCGGCCCAAACCGUGCAAACGGUCAACGCCACGCUCUGUGCCGUCUGGUUCUUUUCCGCCUCGUUUGGCGGCUCCGUGUUGAACAAGAUCGGCCCGGCCAUCACCGCUUCCUUGGGAGUCAUGGGUUAUGCCAUCUAUGUCGGGUCGCUGUGGUAUUUCGACCAGACUGGCAAAGAGGGGUUUCCUAUCUUUGCGGGUGUCGCCAUUGGCAUCUCCGCCGGUCUAAUCUUCGUCACCAUGGGCUACAUCGCCAUGUCUUAUUCCGAGGAGCAAGAUCGUGGGAAAUACAUCACCAUGUCUGUCAACCUGCAGGCCAUGGGGUCCAUUAUUGGCGGCAUCAUCCCUCUGCUGAUCAAUAAAAAUGCGACCGAAGCCGCUGGCGUCCCUCCGGCCGUCUACAUCGUCUUCAUCGUCCUGAUGGUCGUGGGCAUGAUCGGCGCAUUUGCCCUCAUGCCCCCGUCCAAAAUCACCCGCGACGACGGCACGCCCGUCAGCGUGGUGCAGGCCCGCAGUUUCGGCCAGGAGCUCAAGUCGAACUUGGAGAUCUUUAAGGAUUGGAAGUUGUUGAUUAUGAUCCCAGCCUUCCUCCCCGCCGAAUGUUUCCUCGUCUACGGCGGUUCCGUCAACGCUUUCCAUAACAACCUCCGCACGAGGUGUCUGUUGUCGUUCAUCUCGGUCGUGCUGCAGGUCCCGGCAGGAUGGGGUCUGCAGGCCAUUCUGGAUCACAAGACAUGGAAACGUCGAACUCGCGCAUUCAUCGGCCUGGGAGUGGUGGGAAUCCCCCUCAUCGCCGCCUGGAUCUGGGAGAUUGUGCGGGUCCGCAACUACGAUCGGUCCAACCCUCCCACCCGAGCCAUGGACUGGUCCGACGACGGCUUCGUCGCCAUCUUCUUCUUGUUCAUGAUGAACUGGGUCUUUAGUUCUUUGUGGCAGUACAUCAUUCUUUACUUUCUCGGCACCCUGACCAACUCCCCGCGCAAGGCGGCCAACUAUGCUGGUGUGUUCCGUGGCUUCUUGGGUGCUGGUGAAGCCAUUGCUUUCGGCGUCGAUUCUAUCGCCGUCCCCUACAUGAAAGAGGCCGCCGUCAUCUUCACCUUCUACACCACUGGCGUCAUAAUCUUUGCCUACCUCGCCACCUUCCACAUCAGCGAGACCGAGUAUUUCAACGGCGAAGACGACGUAGUUAUCCCCAAGCAUAUCUUGGAAGAACACCCGGAAGAGGCGGUCAAGGUACACCCCGAAGGCACCUUGAGGGGCGAGGAACAACACCCAGUCGAGAGCCAGGUGACUGUGGACGCGGAAAAGGCUUGA
This is a messenger RNA of Capronia epimyces CBS 606.96, 1389 nucleotides long. RefSeq lists its product as uncharacterized. Lineage: Eukaryota; Fungi; Ascomycota; Eurotiomycetes; Chaetothyriales; Herpotrichiellaceae. The transcript is spliced from 6 exons. The record is from RefSeq and is a predicted model, not a curated record. The coding region runs from base 1 to 1389 and encodes 462 amino acids.